GUAAAUGAAAUGUGUUCUGUUUUGUUUUGUUUUUUAUAGAAAGGAUGCAGGUGAAUGCCAUACAGAUCUUGGAAUCUGAAGUGGCUGAUGUUUUAUCUGUAAGGAAGGACCAUAAGUCUGGGGAUCUCUGUUAUGAAAACCAGUCACCGUUUUGGGGAAACAUCACUCAGAGGAAGAAGUGGGCCUCUUCCUCUUACCUAAACUGUCAGACUACAGCUGUGAACUUUGAGACAUACACGUGUUCAAAUCGUUUUUCCCAGUGGACCACUGAUCCUGGAAGUCCUGGGGGAGAGAUGAACAGACAAGAAGCUUCCACCUUCUUUUGGCUCUCUGAUCCCCAGUGUGAUUCCAACAAUAAUACCUCUCUACUAGAAGCAGCAAUUCUUUCUGGGUGUGUCUCAGAGGAAAUAACUUGUAAUAAAGAAAGGUCUUUCAAUACUAAUGAGCAGGACAGAUCAGUCACAACCUUGUCAAAGAACCAAAACAAAAUCAAUGAUGGUGCUGAUAAAGAUAUUGCUUCACCUUUGAGAUCUGUGAAGUGUGUUUUUAUGGAACAGGAGGUCCAAGACACAGUUGGAAUACAUCCAAUUAAGGAUUCAGACAAUAAUAGCAAAAGACUAUCCCAGAAUCUUAUAACACUGAGAUCCUCAAGUAAAUUAGCACUUGUAUCACCUAUGUUUCCAAUGGAGAUGGAUUCUUUGGGAGAAAACUCAAUCCUUACAAAUAUUGGACCUCCUGAGGACCAGCUUUACCAAGUAAGUGACAGAAUUAGAAAAUGUAAGCAAACCUAUCUGGGGAAUAAGGUGUGUUCAAAAAGACAAGAAAAAGAUCCAAUCCCUCCUUCUGGGAAAAGAAGGAAAACUUUUUCAGAAAAACGAAUCAAGGGGGAAAACCAGCACGGAAAUUCAAGCUGUGAUGUAACUUGUAAAUCUUCGAGGUCUGGUGCAAAGCAAUUAUCUCAAAAGAAUAAGGUCACUGACAAGAAGAUGUUUUCAAAUGAGAUAAAUAAGGAAAUAAAACAAAUAAGAAAAAGGUUAUCUGCUGACUUACACAACACUAAGAGCAAAAUAAAUAACUACAAAGAAAUAAAAGAGUCAGAAAAGAUAAUGAUAAAUGUGGAUCAGCAGAUCCCAAAUACACUGAGAACACUCAGUAUGAAAGUUGUGCAGAAAAUGACCCACAGGUCUUUAAAACAGGAAGGAAGAAGGAUUUAUGACACUAAAGCCAGUGACUUCAGAAAGUUAAAUCUGAUUCCAUUAGAAAGCAACUUGAAACCUGAUUCUCAAGAAUAUAUGCCUAAGUACAAAACUAAAGAAAGACAAGUAAAAUGUAGUAAAAUCCACCCAAAAAAGGCAAGCUCACUGAAUACUAAAAUGGAAGUUUUUAACUCAGAUAGCAAACAAAGCAAUAUAGGGGAUUCACUGGGUAGAAAGAAGCAAGGCCUCAAAAGCCACAUAGGCAAUUCUAGAAUUCCUAUCUUGGCUUCCUACUCUGUAAAACCAGGUUUAAAUAACAUGUGUCAUGCUUCUGUUAAGAGUAAGAAGGACAUACAAAAUAACGUAAAUAAAAAACAGAUACCAUCAACUGUUCAGAUCAGUGCAACUAGGGAUGGGACAGGAUCAAUGACUAAAGCAAAGCAAAUAGUUGAAAACGGUCUUUCAACCAAAGACCAAUCUGAUUUUGGAAAGAAAGUUGUUUCUGAGACUGUUUCAGGAGAACAUGAAUCCACAAAAGUUGUCCAAGUGAUACAGAAUGAAGUACAUAAUCGCCUUUCUAAAACAGGGAAAAACUUCUCCCAGAAGACCACCAAAAAAUUGGUCCCAAAUAGUCCUAGAUCUUUGGAAAUUUCCUAUGUGACCUUAACCCAAGAGCAACCUGUCAGGACUUCUUUAGUAGACUUCCAAGUUCUGGAACCUCAUCUGAUAAAUGGCAGAAUUUUAACAACCCCUCCUCCUGGGCUAGAGAAUUGCCAAAUCACAAAAGGAAGGAACUUCCCGUCGGGCCCAAAUGAUAGUUGGAGUAUGGCAGUUCUUCCUAGAGACUCUUCUCUCAGUGAAAAAACUCCAAAGAAAGAAAACCAAGAGUCAUACAACCUGGAAAACACUAGCUUUUCUUCCCCUAUUCCCACAUCAAAAUUCUUGAAAGAAUCUAGAACUACCUUGAGACGUUCAUCAAGAAACAAAGAAAAUCUUGUUAGCUACCGAGAGCCCCGACUCAAUUGCAAAUUGAGGCGUGGAGACCCGUUCAUAGAUGCAGUGUCUCUUCAUUCUCCAAUAAACAGAAAAGAAGAAAUAAUGAAAAAUAGCAAAAAUACCAAAUAGAGGAAGAACUAUGAAUGACAAAAUUUAGAGUUUAAAAGGUUUCAAUUUAUUUUAAAGAUUAUUUUGACAGAUAACAGAUUUUGAACCAGUGGCAUUUUAAGGGUUUGAUGGUAUCCUGUGGCUUAUUUCUUCACUUCAUGCUUUUAAAAUAUAUGUAAAUUAAAACUAAAGUUUAAAAUAAAGACAAAUAUUUUAAUUCCCAA
Antechinus flavipes (yellow-footed antechinus) is the source of this 2524-nucleotide messenger RNA. Its product is annotated as shugoshin 1-like. The coding region runs from base 45 to 2321 and encodes 758 amino acids. Gene Ontology annotation, cellular component: chromosome, centromeric region. The record is from RefSeq and is a predicted model, not a curated record. NCBI's taxonomy places the organism in Eukaryota, Metazoa, Chordata, Mammalia, Dasyuromorphia, Dasyuridae. The transcript has 3 exons.